GCGCCUGGCGCUGCAGAGCACGCUAUCCUGCUCCCAGCAGCUCCCCUCGCCGCGUACACCAGCCCGCCCGCGCCCACCAUGGCCACUGUUCAGCAGCUGGAAGGAAGAUGGCGCCUGGUGGACAGCAAAGGCUUUGAUGAUUACAUGAAAGAACUAGGAGUGGGACUGACUAUGAGGAAAAUGGGCGCAAUGGCCAAACCAGAUUGUAUCAUCACCCUUGACGGCCAGAAGCUCAACAUAAAAACUGAAAGCACUUUGAAAACAACACAGUUUUCUUGUACCCUGGGAGAGAAGUUUGAAGAAACUACAGCUGAUGGCAGAAAAACUCAGACGGUCUGCAGCUUUGUUGAUGAUGCAUUGGUUCAGCAUCAGGAAUGGGAUGGGAAGGAAAGCACAAUAACAAGAAAAUUGAAAGAUGGGAAGUUAGUGGUGGAGUGUGUCAUGAAUAAUGUUACCUGUACUCGAGUCUAUGAGAAAGUAGAGUAAAAAUUCCAUCAUCACUUUGGACAGGAAUUAGCUGAAAGAAUGAAGAAGCUCAGUUCAAUGAGCCAAUCUCCAGACUGCCUUUUUUUUUUCAUUACUGUGUUCAAUUAUCUCUAUUACAAGCAUUUUACAUGCAACUAUUUCAAAGUGUUGGUUUAACUAAGAUCAUCCCUUUGGUUAGUAAAUAAAUGUGUUUGUGCUAAUA
Messenger RNA from Marmota monax (woodchuck), 688 nucleotides. RefSeq names its product fatty acid binding protein 5 (gene Fabp5). The record is from RefSeq and is a predicted model, not a curated record. Gene Ontology annotation, biological process: fatty acid transport. Gene Ontology annotation, cellular component: nucleus; cytosol. The coding region runs from base 79 to 486 and encodes 135 amino acids. Gene Ontology annotation, molecular function: fatty acid binding. The transcript is spliced from 4 exons. Lineage: Eukaryota; Metazoa; Chordata; Mammalia; Rodentia; Sciuridae.